UUUGCAAAAUCAUACGAUCUCUGCCAAAGUUUUGUUUUCUGAACAAUUAUACGAGGAUUAUAGUCUCCCAUUUCAAAAUCAUGUCGUCUUUUGCACCACCGAGUAAGAAAGCCAGACGAUCGCGCAGCAACGGCACGCCAGUUGACAGCGAUGGAGAAUUUUUUCCAGGAAUAAGCAAGAUUGAAUACAAGCCUGAUGCAGGGCCCGGAGAUAAUCUCUGCUUCAAACACUACAAUCCUCAAGAGGUGGUUAUGGGAAAAACAAUGGAAGACUGGUGUCGAUUCUCAGUCUGUUUCUGGCACACAUUCAGGGGCACAGGUGCUGACCCAUUUGGUUUUCCUACAAUUUCAAGACACUGGGAUGAUGGAAGCAACAGCUUAGAAAAUGCAAAACGAAGACUUCAAGCAGCAUUUGAAUUUUUUGAGAAACUUGGUGUGAAAUAUUAUACAUUCCAUGACAGGGACAUCGCCCCUGAAGGAGAAAACUUGGAAGAGACAAAUGCUAAUCUAGAUCAGCUCACUGAUCUUGCUCUUGAGCUGCAAGAGAAGACUGGCGUCAAGUUACUUUGGGCAACAUGCAACCUUUUUGCCAAUCCAAGGUACAUGAAUGGAGCAGCUUCUAACCCUGAUGCCCAUGCAUUUGCUCAUGCCGCUGCUCAAGUCAAGAAAGGGUUGGAGAUUGCCAAAAAACUAGGAGCAGAAAAUUUUGUUUUCUGGGGUGGACGUGAGGGUUACCAUACCUUACUUAACACUGAUGUCCGGAGAGAGCUUGACCACAUGGGCAGGUUUUUCCAGAUGGUUGUAGACUAUAAAGGGAAGAUAGGAUUUACUGGCCAGUUGCUCAUUGAGCCCAAACCAAAAGAGCCAACCAAACACCAAUAUGACUAUGAUGCCCAGACGGUGAUCGCUUUUUUGAAGACGUAUGGAUUGGAGGAUGAUUUUAAGCUGAACAUCGAACCCAAUCACACCACUCUGGCUGGGCACUGCUAUGAACACGAUGUUGUGGUAGCGUCCAAAUUUGGUUUUUUAGGUUCAAUUGAUUCCAACACAGGAUCACCGGAUCUGGGCUGGGACACGGAUCAGUUUCCCAUGGACAUUAAAAACUGCACGUUUGUUAUGAAGACGAUCAUUGAACAAGGAGGUCUUGCGCCAGGUGGACUCAACUUUGAUUGUAAAAUCCGCCGUGAAUCCACUGACCUGGAAGACAUGUUUAUCGCUCAUAUCGGUGCUAUGGAUUCAUUCGCUCGUGGACUUAAAAAUGCUGCCAAGCUCAUAGAAGACGGGACCUUGGACUCCUUAGUCAAGGAGCGUUACAGUAGUUUUGAUGAAGGAAUUGGAGCCAAGAUCGAGAAAGGAACAACUUCUUUAGAAGAACUUGAGGCUUUCAUUGUGGAACAUGGAGAACCAAAGCUGAUAUCAGGAAAACAGGAGAAAUGCGAAGCAAUUGUCAAUUAUUUUGUGUAGAUGAAGAAACGCUUUUCCGGCAACGAAAGAUAUGCUGGAGAAGAUCAAGAUCAUCGCGACUGGAAUACCAACUGUUUCAGAUAAAUUAUUGUUUUGGCAUACGCACCAAAAUAGGCAGAAAUUUACUCGGAUUUUGGGGAUAAUAACGGAGGGGACAAAAAUACUGUGUUUUAGACUAAUAUGUCAUAUUUUCCGGAAAUAAAGUGGGCAAGAAUUUUAACUCGGCUUGUGAUUUUCAAGAGUUCUUCCCCAUUGUUACACCGGAGGAAUUUGAAAUGCAGCUGUAUUUCUACGGUUAGGCCUACCGUCCGCAUUAAUCCGUCAUGA
Molecule: messenger RNA, 1790 nt
Organism: Orbicella faveolata
Lineage: Eukaryota; Metazoa; Cnidaria; Anthozoa; Scleractinia; Merulinidae
Biological process (GO): carbohydrate metabolic process
Molecular function (GO): xylose isomerase activity
Source: RefSeq, a predicted model, not a curated record